Strongylocentrotus purpuratus (purple sea urchin) is the source of this 2811-nucleotide messenger RNA. Its product is annotated as trissin receptor. The transcript has 3 exons. Gene Ontology annotation, cellular component: membrane. Bases 316 to 1470 code for a protein of 384 amino acids. Gene Ontology annotation, molecular function: neuropeptide Y receptor activity. The record is from RefSeq and is a predicted model, not a curated record. Gene Ontology annotation, biological process: G protein-coupled receptor signaling pathway. Lineage: Eukaryota; Metazoa; Echinodermata; Echinoidea; Camarodonta; Strongylocentrotidae.
GUGUCAUAUACUUUUGUUUCCCUGAUAUCUGAUCACAUUUUAACGGUGUUAUCUUGCCUCAACAUAAGGACGACGCAUAGUAGCUAGGUCUACAAUCAAAAGAUGAAUAGUUUCUAAAUGGACAGCGGAGAAGGAACAGGUGGAUUUUUAGGACGUACCAGAACAUCAUUGCAAUAUCAUGGAACAUGAAAAUAGGCCUACUUUUAUUCAGCAUUUGCGACAGAGGAUGCUUUCGUGAGAUCUUCAGGAUUUGAUAAUCGAGCUGAUUUGAGACCAGCCUUCUCCUUCUUAAAUUUCUUUUAUUCCAACAUUAAAAUGUCGACUUUCUCGCCAGCUAGUUCUCUUGCGCUCACCAUCAGCGAGCUAGCGACUACGGCCGGGGAUGUGACGGCCUCGCUUCCCGAUGAUACCACUGCCAUGGAGUCUACGACAAUGAGUGUUCUUUCGUCUUCAACAGUUCAACCGAAUGAUAAUUCGGGAUGGUCCUCUGGAUUUGAUGACCAGGUAUGGAUCAAGUUCUGCUACGGUGUGAUCGCAGUUCUAGGAAUCUUCGGUAACUUCAUGGUGAUGUUCACAGUGGCUCGUGUCCGCUCCUUGAGAACACUCACCAACAUGUUCAUCGUCAGCCUGGCUGCUGCAGACUUCAUCACAUCCGUCUUUCUUAUUCCACUCCAUCUUGGUAUCAACAUCCCGGUGCCCGACGGCGCAGGAGGGAACACUCUCUGUCGCCUUCUCCUGUCCAAGUUUCCACUGUGGACGGCCUUCACGGCGUCGGUGCUCAACUUGACCUGUGUGACCUUGGAGCGAUAUUUCAGCAUCGUCCACCCUCUUCAUUACGAUGCCAUCUUUACGGCCAGAAAGGCAGGUAUGAUGAUUUUCAGUGUCUGGGUGUUCGGGUUCGUCAUGAACAGCUACAUGCUAUAUGUCUUCUACAAUGAUGGAGGGACCUGUAUGCUCAGAUGGCCGAACGUCGGUUACCAGACCUUCGUAGGCGUGGCCAAUUUUUGCGUCAUCUACGUCAUCCCAAUCACAGUCAUGGGCAUCUCCUAUUGGUUGAUCAUGUCAAACCUCCAGGCCAGUGCACGUAGGCUGCGUCAGGAGACACGAGAAGGCAAGUCUGGACCGAUGGCUCUGGAACUCUUGAGCGCCAGGAAGAAGGUCGUGAAGAUGCUCGCUAUUGUCGUAGUGACCUUCGCCAUCUGCUGGGCGCCCAACCAAUUCGUCUUUUUCGCGUACAACUGUGGCUGGAACCUGGACUUUGACCAGUGGUAUUACCAUCUCACCGUCUUGGUCGCCUUCUGCAAUAGCUGUAUGAAUCCUUUCAUCUAUGCCUUCAAGAGCAAGCAGUACCGGAAGGCACUUCGGGCUGCUGUGUGUAGUAGGAAAUGGACAACUACUGUCAGUAGCUUCGAAGGUACCAACCCCAGUGCGAUUGUUUCAUCGGUCGGAAAAGGAAAUAACAAGCAAUAAACAUAAACAAUGAAGCACUUAAGAGCAGACUUUUAGAGGUGUCUAUUGUGUACAGUUUUGAAAGAUAAGAUAUCAUGAAUUAUAUAUAAAGUUUACAAAGGAAAGAAUAAGAUAUUAAUUUUGUCUAUCCAGUUUUGUCGUUGCAUGCAAAGUUACCCACUGUAAACAAAGCCCCAAACCUCAGGUGUUUUGUAUAUUGUUCAAAAUGUUUAGUUAGCUUAUUGAUAUUGUCUUAUAUUGGCAUCUUGGUGAAGAAAUGCUUUUCAUUAAUUUGUAUAACCUUUUAAAACACUUUUUUUUGGAAAAUUCAUAUAUAUAAUCUCUCUAAGCGCUUUACAGAUAUUUUGUGUGCUAUACCCAUUCCCAUUCAAACUGUUCAUAGUUAGCCACGGAAUAUUAAUGCAAUAUUUUGAACGGUUAUACUUUGUCAGGUUAACGAUAGUGUAGAGGCGAAUCUUCAUGCAUUUUUGCCUUGAAUUGUUGACCUAUAGUUAUGUCAUAUGCGGUAUAGGAUCGCAAUUAUAUACCAUAUAUAAUAUUGCGCGCGCACUUCGGUGUUGUUUACAUUUUCCAGCGUUGUUUUUAACCAAUACCUGCAACGACGUUUUAAUAUCAAAUACACCCGAGUCUCGACAUUAAUUUUUAUUUCAAUGCAAUAGUCGAAGGUCACCCAAACAGGAUAUUGCGUUUAUUCACCUAUUUGUACUGUAUACUGUACAUCCUUUCUUUAACAUAGUAGAAGACAUCGUUCCAAAAUCUCCGUAGCCAUUUUUUAUAACAAGUAAAAUUAUUAUGCUGUUCGCGUCAUUUCAUCUGUUGUAUAUACAAUUUUGAUAGUAAACUUCUUUCCAAAAACUAUGUAUCUAUUUCAAUGACUGAAGUGAUAUUUGGAUAAAUUGUAUAAAUUAUUGUAUGAGCUCUUGACUUGGUUCUUGGUUGGUUGGUCCUCCAAAAUACUCGUCUGAGUUUUAACUGGAGGUGUUAUAUUGACGUGUGAUAUAUUGAUGAUAUUGAUAGAAUUUGUUAAAGAGAGGCUAUAUAAUUAUAUAAGUGGUAUAUAGGGAUUUCGAGUUACAUGCUUCCUAGAGUAUACUAUUUAUAGCUUGAAAGAAAAAUGUUUUGAAGAUUUAUGAUAAUUAGCUAUGAUUGUUUUUGAGUUUGAGGGAAAGUUUGUAGUUUGUUGGAGAAUAUUUGUAAGCCACGUACACUCACAAAAAGUAAAGUGACAAUGUGCAAUUUGAACAACCUUUGUCUGUACUUAUCUUUUGUACAGCCCUAUAAUUAUUCACUAUCUUUUUUUCUUCCAUCAUACACUCAUGCUCUCUCUCUCUCUCUCUUUUC